Messenger RNA from Paramecium octaurelia, 2502 nucleotides. NCBI's taxonomy places the organism in Eukaryota, Ciliophora, Oligohymenophorea, Peniculida, Parameciidae. The record is from the annotation of a GenBank genome assembly.
AUGAUGGGUUUCAUUUCCAAAACCUAGAAAUAUGCAAUCCAUUUUGAAAUGUUUUAGCAAUGGACAUUACUGUUUGCUUUAUAUAUCAGCUCAAAAUUCAAUGCAAUGUCAAUAUUAGCAUUAUGUAGUUUAAAGGAGUUCUUUAUAUGUAAAAUAAAUGCAUAGUUGCCUUCACUUAAAUAAUAGUAAAUAAUCCAUUAAAUUGGAUCUGACCUCCUUCUCUUUAUAAUAAUCUUAUUGGAAGACUAUAGUUAAGCAUAUUUAUCAGGCACAGCUAUCAUGGUUCAUUGGUUAAUUUUAUUUCAUAUUUCUAAAUCUAAGAUAGUGAAAAAGAACACCAUUAGCUCUACAUAAUAAGAAAUGAAUGAUAAGAUUCUGAUUGACAGUGUAGGCAACACUUAGAAUCAUUCCCGUUUAAAAUUUAAAGAGAAGGCCAGUCAUCAUGAGAGUCCAAUAAUUGAGCGAGACAAUAGGUUAGAAAUCUUGAGCAUAUUUCCUUAAGGAAUUGGGUUGAUCAAAAUAACAGACAAGAAAAUAGAGUUGGAGUAUCAUAAUGAAAAUUUGUUAAAAUUAUCAAUGGCCGAAUAAUCGGAUUAAAUUCUAAACUCUUUGUUUUGUUUAGAACAAUAGUCUGUGCAGGAGGAUCAACAGAAGCAAUAAAAUGACUACAAGAAUUCCAUGAGCUCAUUUUCUACAUUUUAAUAAACUCCUAUUCCUUGUAAUUUAAUAAGCAAGGCCUCUCGAAAUGAAAAGAGAUCUUAAACGAAUAAGUUAUAGAGUUCUCAUAAAUUGGAAUUGUUUAGAUAAAAUUCUGCUCUGAGCAAUAUUGAAUACAAGGGCGUUAUCUUGAGGAAAUGUGAUACUCUGGAAGAAUCGGUAAUGAAUGUUAAUUAUUUAGAUUUUGGAAUAGGAAUUGAGACUGAUCUCCUCAUAAAUGAGAAAGGUAGAAUUUUAAAACUAUAUGAAAAAUCAAAAUUAAUUGAUUCAAGAACAUGUAGUAAUUUUGGGCUAUUAAAAAGGACAAGAUGGAAAAAAGAACAGAACUAUUGAAGUCAAAUUGUAUAAUGCCUUAAUCAUAGAUGUCCCUUACAUUUUGAUGCUCAUUAGGGACAUAACCCAUAGAGAUUACAUAUAGUAGUUACGUGACUAUAGUAAAUAGAAAUCGAAGACCUUAUCUUUUGUUAGUCAUGAAUAUAGAACACCUUUGAAUUGUAUAAUCGAUAUGCUUGAACAAGGAGUUGAUGAUGAUCAGAAAUAUUCAUCUCAAACUAUGAUCAUGGAAAAAGAUAUACGGAGAUCAACAAAGUAGAAUAACCCUAUUAAAAUGGCCAAACAAAUUAAAAUUGCGUUAGAUCAUGCUAAAUACCUAUAAAAUUUAAGUGACGAUCUAUUAGAUUUGGCAUAAAUUAAGGUUGGGAAAUUCAAGAUCAACAAAGCCAAAUUCAAUUUUAAUCAAUUAUUAGAAACCUGUGUAGAUUUAUUUUAAGUCAUGGCAGAAAGAAAAUAGAUCAAAUUAUAUAUCAAUUAUGAAAGCAAAGCUCCAAGAUACAUUUGUUCUGAUCCUAGUCGUUUAAAAUAGAUUAUGAUAAAUUUAUUGGGGAAUGCUUUCAAAUUUACAGAAGAUGGUUCAGUGACAAUAAAAGUGGCUUGUGUGAAUUUAAGAUUGGAAGUAUCAGUUGUUGAUACUGGAAUUGGGAUGACAGAAGAAGAUUAGUUGAGAAUAUUCUAAGCAUUUGGAAAAGGGAAUAGUGAAGAACAUAAGAAAAUGAAUAAAUCAGGUGUGGGAUUAGGAUUAUUAAUUAGUAAUUAAAUUUUACAGAAUUUGAAUUAAGACUUGCAAAACGGAUUAAAAUUCAAAUCUUAAUAUAAAAAAGGUAUUUGUUGUUAAUAUUUUUGAAAUUAGGCUCUACAUUUUAUUUUCAGAUUCAAUAUUAGGACAUAAAUGAGAUAAAAUCAUUGAAUAGCAUGGAAGAGCGAAAUUAAGAUAGUGAGGAAUCAAUCAUAAUGUAAUAAUAACAGGAGGAAUCCAUUCACAAAGUUUAUGUCAAUAAUUAAGCUUCAAUUUUUAAACGAUCAACGAAAGCCAUAAUGACAACUUAGAUAAUGAUAGUUGAUGAUGUUUGUAUGAAUAUUGACAUGUUGAAAAGGAGAUUAGCUUAAAUGUAAUAUAUGAUAAUUAUCAUAAGAGGAUAAGAUCAUAUUGAUUCAGCCACAAAUGGGUAUUUGGCAAUAGAGAAAUGCUAAAAGAAAUGGCAAGCCAAUUAGGAUUACUAUAAGUUAAUAUUUAUGGAUUUGGAGAUGCCAGCAAUAAAUGGAAUUUAGACAACUUAAAAGAUCUUGGAAUUGUCUCAAAAGUAUGGAAUUGAUGUUAAAAUAAUUGGAUGUUCUGCAUAUGAAAGUUUGGAACAAAAAUAGGAAUGCCUCAAUGCAGGAAUGAAGGAUUAUAUAACCAAGCCUAUUCAAUUAUAAGAUCUCAAAAGAAUUUUGUAGUAGUAUUUAUGA